This is a messenger RNA of Lagopus leucura (white-tailed ptarmigan), 3270 nucleotides long. RefSeq lists its product as uncharacterized. Lineage: Eukaryota; Metazoa; Chordata; Aves; Galliformes; Phasianidae. The transcript has 12 exons. The coding region runs from base 192 to 1286 and encodes 364 amino acids. The record is from RefSeq and is a predicted model, not a curated record.
GGAGUGUUCAAGUCACAGCUGAGAUAUGCAGACUUCACAGCCUGUGGUUGGUUUCUUAUAGGGAAGGACAGGCUCUGUCUGGCCAACACCCAAUGCUUGCUGCACAGCCCGUACUACCGCCCCUUCCUUGGUUAUAAGCAAGAGAUCAACACAGGUGGGAAAUUGCAGGAGAGAAGAACCCAGCACCAACAAUGGCCAGUGGGAAUGAAAGGUUUGAGUCAAAGAGAUGCAACAGGACAGAACAAAUCACCCACAAACGAAGGAAUGAAGACCUCCUGACAUUCUACCUACGUCAUCAGGAUGCACUAAGAAGUCCUUGUGCAUGCCACCAAAGCAACAUUUUUACUCUGCCGUGUUCUGACGCUAUAAGGAGAGACAUCCAAGUGCUUCAGAAGUUCAUCAGGAAGUACGAGCCCCAUGGAGCUGUUGUUACCAAAGAAGAAGUUGUUAUUGUGAGUGAAGACACUGAUGUUUGCAAACAAACAUCACCAAAGAACCUCAGCAAAGCUGCAACCCUAAUGGAAGAGCACAGGGUAGAAGCAGGAAGCAGAGACUGCCCAGAAUCCCAUAGCACAAACCUUGGGGAGCCUCCACAAGGCAGGCCACGGUCACAGCCUCCAGCUCCGAGGGACCAAAGGGAACCGAAGGAUUUGGGUCUUCCCCCUGAUGAUAAGUGGAACUGCAUGGAUUUUAGCAAGAAGGUCUAUGGGCUGGCAGCCACUUAUCUCGCAAUAGCAGUGGGAUUUCUGGGCUGGUCCAGGCUACGGCUCCAGCUGGGGAACUAUUACUGGAUAUCCCUCACUUUUGUGAUGUGCAUUGCUCUUAUCCUCCUGAGCUCUGCAGCCAGCCAAAUGGGUUCCGUGAAUGCCUUUUACAGCUUGACAGUGACAGCAAUUGGAAGUGCAGUACUUGGAAUUAUUUCAGACUCCUAUGAGUCAGAGACAGUGAUGUUAACUGGAGGAAUAACUGCAGCUGCAACCCUGUUACUAUAUUUAUUUGCUCAGAAGACAAAUAAACCUCCAAUGAACUUCACCAUAACGAGCACUUUGAGCAUCCUGUGGGUUGCUGGGGCAAUUGCCUGUGUCAUUAUAAACUCAUACAAGUUCCAGGCUUUGUAUGCUCUGUUUGGAAUUCUGUUCUUUGCUACUGAUCUAACAAAGACAGUGACUGAGCUCCAAAGUCAGCCCAUGGAAGUGCAGCACUCUGCAGACCAUAUCGAGGCAGCACAAGGACUUUUCAUACCCAUUGCUAUGAUCUUCUUCUUUACUUUGCUAUUAGUUGGUUGAACACACAGCAAAGCCAAAUAUUUUGGCUGCCCUCAACUAUCAGCAAAGUGCCACUUCUACCUAAAGGAAAGUACAGGACUGCUCCUUGAGGCAUUCUGGCAAGGUGGCUGUGGAAUGUAUUUUCAUGUAAUAGUAUUUCUAUGGAUGGAAAAAAUCUUAAGAUAUUGUAGAAGUGUAUUAAUGAGAGAGUGAACACAACAUACCCACUCAUCAGUGAAAUAUUUUCCUCACUGAUGAGAUGGCCCCUUGAUCAAUGAAUUAUGUUGCAUUUAUUGUCAGAAUUGAACCCCAGUGAAAAGUUACGGACUACAGAGAAGAUGGGAGAUGUUUGAGGGGAUGGUGAUGGUUACUGUGAAUAUCUUUUUAAGGACUGUCAUUUGUACUUCUGGAUGCUUGGUAAUUUGAUAGAGCAGCAAACAGGAAGCUCAACAAAGUGAGAAGGAGAGCAAAACUCAGGGGUGAUGAUCUUAGGAUUAACCGCUGCAACAUGCUGAACAUGGGCCCACAUCUCAUGUGCAUGUAGUGAGUUACUUUAAAACUUGAUGUUUAACCCUGUAUUGCACUAUACUGCUGGUUUUGGAGCAUUACAGGUAUUUGAAAUUAUUGACAGUAUCUCUUAUUUUUGACAGCUACAAAAAUUUAAAACUUAAAUAUCACCUGAUUUAGUAUUUGCAGUCUUCUGAUUAAAAUAUGCAGUCCACUACAUAUAGCUAUCUGCAUAAUUUUUACCAGUAUGUACAAAAUUUUAUAAUCUGCCAUCCAGGUAUAUAUGUAAGACUUCUUGCUUUUCACUGAUGCUUAAUCCACUUUAAAUUGAAUAAAGCUGGAGGCAGUGCUCAACAAGGGCAAAUUUCAGAAUAUCUAAAAAGUUCAAUUUCUUCAAGUUCCAUUCAACAGGUCUGCGUGCAUGACUAGAAAUGCCAAGUCACAGUGAAGUGAGACUGUUAUGCAAUGGUACAGCCAAAAAUACCUAAGUAAUGUAAUCCUUUAGUAAACAUAAGCAUGCUAAAUUUCAUCAGUAAUUAAACACACAGAUAAAUUUAAAAAACAAAUAUAUUUUUUAGCUGGGAGGCAUCAUCUCGUGGUGUAUUUGAUGGUAUGCCAGAAGAAUCUUUUUCUGGGCUGCAUGAAGAGUCUGCAGUAGCAGAUGUGUUGUUUACAACUGGUUUGGCAUCAUCAGCAUGCAGCAUUUGCUGAAGUCUCUCAAUACCUAUCAAAGGGAAACAUAACUCAGUUCAAGCUUUUCUUAUCCUGUAGAAAUAGUGAAAAUAGAAGGGAAAAGUUGACUGGACACAGAUUGCUCAGAGAUGCUGUGUAAUCUGUUUUUAGAUAGUCCUGAAACUUGAUUAAAGAAGGCUCUGAGCUCUGACUUAGCACCUGGCCCCACUCUCAGCAGGAAGUUGAUGUAGUAGAUUUCCCUCCCAACCUACAUUUUUUUUUUGUUACCCCAUACACUUCCUUUACUUCACAGAAAUCCCUUUUGCCAAUAAUAUAUAGCAAUUGUUCAAGAUUAAGUAUUUUAGUGCAUAAAGAAUGGGUAAAUUUUUCAUAUCUCACCUAUGAAGCACGUACAGAUUAGGGGUGCUGUGGAAUGCCGACAUGAUAUAAUGGGUAAUUUUCAAGAAGAAGCAGUGACUUCCAAUAUAGAAAAAACAAUUCUUAAGAUGCAAUUCCACAAACUGGAAAGGUUUGACAUAACCCAAGAGUAGUGCUCAGUAUUCUAGUAUUCAGGGCUAUUCUAGUAUUUCUCAGUUUCAUACAAGGGCUAAUAAUGCCCUCACAAGCUGAGAGGGGAUAAGCAGAUUUGAAUAAUUCUAAUGUUUCCCAAGUCUUGCACGCUACUACACGAUGUAUUAAAAGUAAAACCAACUUACAUAAAUAAAUCUUAUUCACAGAAUCAGAGAAAACUAAUCGAAACCAUCCAGGUUCAUAACAAUAAAAAGCUUUCCCAGGACUAAUCAGGAGUUUCUUAUCAAGGAUCUUC